Gloeophyllum trabeum ATCC 11539 is the source of this 630-nucleotide messenger RNA. RefSeq lists its product as uncharacterized. The transcript is spliced from 3 exons. Lineage: Eukaryota; Fungi; Basidiomycota; Agaricomycetes; Gloeophyllales; Gloeophyllaceae. Bases 1 to 630 code for a protein of 209 amino acids. Gene Ontology annotation, molecular function: FMN binding. The record is from RefSeq and is a predicted model, not a curated record.
AUGGCAUCCCCCCUUUGGUUGCGCGCCUUGCACAAGACUCUGAACAAGCAUGACAAAGUCAGCGUAUUCCAACUUGCUACGUUCGACGCACAGAACGUACCCCACGCGCGUUCACAAAUAUACAGGACCACCUUUACCCCCCAAUCACACCCCAAUUACCCGCUAUUGAUAUCUUCCACCGACAUCCGGACGCCGAAGGUUUCCGAACUCAUCUCCAAUCCGACUAAUCCCUCGUCGUCCUCGGAGAUGUGCUGGUGGAUUGACAAGACAUCUGAGCAAUUCCGCAUAACCUCCAGGACCUACGUAAUCCAUUCCCCUUCCCACCCUUUCUACGCGAGAUUCGACUGGAAAACGUUGCCCAGGAUGAAGGCACUCGUGGAGGAAGACAAAGUCGACUGGGAAGCCAAAUGGAAGGAGAUGUACGAGUCUAUGUCCGGGCACAUGAAGGCAUCCUGGCUGCGCCCUCCUCCAGGCAGCGUGCUCGAGGGCGGGUACGAAGAGUCGAAGAAGUGGGUGGAGAAGCGGGCGUUAUGGGAGAAGGCGUUCAGCAACUUCGCCCUGAUGGUCGUGGAGCCCGUCAGAGUGGACUAUCUCGAGAUGGGCAUCGUGCCGAACAGGAGAAGGGUCUAA